UGACAUCAGCACGCUGGAGAGGAAGGAUGACGCCGCACGAACCACAGGUAGAGCGUGCAGGGCUCCUAGUUCGAGCUCUGUCCGCUGAGCCAGAAAAGCACCUGUGGGGCAACCGCGACCCCCGGCUUUGUCCCGAGCGGAGCAUGGAGCUAGCCGGGGCGGGCGGCUGAGCUCGGCAGCGCGACGGAUUCCGGGAGAACAGCCGCCCCUGGAGGAGUCGGGGUCAGGGUCCUGGCGGGCCCGGGGGCAGCGAUGAAGCGGAGGCGUCCUCCCGUCUUGGCCGCGCUGCUGCUGCCUCUGUUGCUGCUCUUCGGGGCAGUCCCCCACGCCUGCCCGCAGGAGGAGGCCCCCACCGACUGGAGGGCCACGCUCAAGACCAUCCGCAACGGUGUGCACCGCAUAGACACGUACCUGAACGCGGCUCUGGACCUGCUGGGUGGCGAGGACGGCCUGUGCCAGUACAAGUGCGCGGACGGAUCUAAGCCUGUCCCUCGCUAUGGAUAUAAACCCUCACCUCCCAAUGGAUGUGGUUCUCCGGUGUUUGGUGUUCAUCUUAACGUCGGCAUCCCUUCGGUGACACGGUGCUGCAAUCAUCAUGACCGAUGCUACGAGACCUGUGGCAGCACCAAGAACGACUGCGAUGAGCAGUUUCAUUAUUGCCUCUCCAAGAUCUGCCGAGAAGUACAGAAAACGCUGGGCUUGGCCCACAGUGUGCAAGCAUGUGAAUCGGCGAUGGAGCUCUUAUUUGAUGGUGUUAUACACUUAGGCUGUAAGCCAUACCUGGACAGCCAGAGAGCCGCCUGUAAAUGCCGCUAUGAAGAGAAAACUGACCUUUAGAGGCCUCUGACCGCAGGUGAAGAGGAGCCUGCUGCAGACUGAGCGCCUGCAGGCCAGGGCCAGGCAAAACCUGCUCUUUGUGGGUGGCUUUGAAAAGAACUAAAGGUUUGCUUUGCCAUUGAAGCCUCAGCUGUUUGAGGUGAGGCCCCGUGGUCCAGUAGGAGGAGUCCUGAAGGUAUUGGCCAUCUGGGUGGCUGAGGGCAAGUGUCCUCUCCUUCCCAGCCUUGUUUUCCUCGCCUUCAAACAAGGAUAGGCUUGACAGUGCCUUCUUCAUGGGCUUUUUGGGAGGAAAAUGCUUUAUGAACCUUAAAGCACUGUGUACAUGUGAGCUCUUUUUACACACAUCCCCUCGGAUCUGAACAAACUCCCGUAAAAUGUAUUCCUGUUCUUUCAUAUGUAUUCCUGGGAUAUUGCCUUAUUGUGCCAAAACACUGUGACUAACGGCGAGAGAGCCUGGGUAGUAAUAGAAACUUUGGAGAGACAGAAAGCCAUACCUGCAGAAUGUUUUAUGCCUCUCUUUUCCUCCCCUCUUAAAAAAGUAGGUCAAGUUUAAAAGCUCAAUAUUCGUUCAGCUGGAGAAGGGAGAAAAACCUGGCUUUAGGAAAAGGAUCCAUUUACUAUAAGUAACCUUAAACCUUUGCACUUUGGUACAUUGAAGGAUUGAAAUUUAGUGGGCUUUUUGUUCUUUUGUUUUUUGUUUACUUUUGCUAAAUGUAUAGCAUCUGUUCCUUUUGCAGUGCGUUUAAACCAUGCCAUAGUAAGAGCACAUUCAGCCUCAGGGACAAAGUUAUCAUGUAUCUAGUGUGUAUCUGCUUCUCUUGUCAGAUAGAAAGUGUAAACAGGGACACCUUUAGGAGCAUUAACCAAAAGGCCAGGCCUUAUCUGAUGCCCAGGGAUGCAAACAAGAAUAACCCUUUUGAUUUGACAAGAACUUGAAGCACAGCCACGCACAUCUGUUGGACUGCAUCUUUUCAGGGUGUUCAAUGUGAAUGUAUAUUUUUCUAAGCACCCAUGUUGCUAAGAUAGGUAGCUGGGAGAAAGAAUGGAUUCUGGUGAGUUUAAUGAUUAAGUUGCUUGUGAUAACAUUAUAACUGUUUGUCUUGGGUUUUUGAUUCUUCUGCACUUAUUUCUGUUCAUAUUUCUUGGUUUUCUUUUUAAGUCAUAAAUUCAAACUAAUCUUAGUAAUAAAAAUAUGUUUUGCCAUUUGGAUAA
Monodelphis domestica (gray short-tailed opossum) is the source of this 2049-nucleotide messenger RNA. It is a transcript of the gene PLA2G12A, whose product is annotated as phospholipase A2 group XIIA. Lineage: Eukaryota; Metazoa; Chordata; Mammalia; Didelphimorphia; Didelphidae. The record is from RefSeq and is a predicted model, not a curated record. Gene Ontology annotation, biological process: arachidonate secretion; lipid catabolic process; phospholipid metabolic process. Gene Ontology annotation, molecular function: calcium ion binding; A2-type glycerophospholipase activity. Gene Ontology annotation, cellular component: extracellular region.